AAGAAAGUGAAAAAAACUUACAAAAACCUCUCGACUGAACCUAUUAUAAGUAUGUUGCUCAGUUCGGAUGAGAUUUAAGUUUUUUGAGACCAGAACAACUAGAACAUAAGAUUGAAAUUUUUGCUUUCAUUUUCUUUUCCUCUUUGUUUUCAGCUCAUAGUUUCCCUCUAAUUGGAUAUUCUGUUUCAUGCAUUUUGCUGUUCGGUUUCCUUGUUUUGGUUGCAGAUUCAAUGAAGGAUUUCUGGUGAAGGAGAAGGAAUUGGUAAGGGAUUCCUAGGAUCUGGUUUAGUUUAUUUCCUCCAAUUAUAGUGGAAUUGUAUUUUGGUUAGAUGGGGGAUCAUUUUGUAUUGCUUGUGGAUCGUUUGCUUACCGAGUCUACCCUUGAAGCUGCUAUCGAAAGCAGAAACCGGUUAAUGCAAGCCUCAGUCUCAGCAAUUGCUGAUACAAAGGUUGAUUGCAAGUCGCAUAAGAUGGAUUUCAAACAUGGGUCAUCUCCAAGGAAACUGGUGGAAUGCAGGAUAUGCCAGGAUGAGGAUGAAGAUUCAAAUAUGGAGACACCCUGCUCCUGCUGUGGUAGCUUGAAGUAUGCUCACCGCAGUUGUGUACAGAGGUGGUGUAAUGAGAAGGGCAACACCAUGUGUGAGAUAUGCCAGGAGCAAUUCAAGCCAGGUUAUACAGCACCACCUCCACUGUUUCAAUUUCGGGGUAUUCCAAUAAAUUUGAGGGGAAAUUGGGAGAUUUCCAGGGGAGAGUUGAAUAAUCCCCGGUUUAUAGCAAUGGUUUCUACAGACCGUAAUUUCCUGGAUCCUGAUUACAAUGAGUUUACAACUUCUACUUCAAGAGGCAUGAUGUGUUGUCGUUCAGUUGCCAUCAUUUUCAUGGUUCUUCUGAUUUUGCGGCAUACUCUACCUGUCAUGAUUAAUGGAGCCGAGGAGUAUACUUUCCCAUUAUUCAUGUUGGUACUAUUGCGAACUGCUGGGAUUAUCCUGCCAAUCUACAUCAUGCUGAGAGCAGUCACUGCUAUCCAGCGACGCCGGCGCCAACUGGACCCUCCUACUCCAUAUGCUUCAACCGAUGAAGAAACUGAGCAGCCAGCCCUGCAGCCUCAGACUCACAUCAUCCAUGUUCCCUGAAAUUGGUAUAAAGCAGCCUUGACAAAUUCAUUUCAUGGAUAGAAUUUAAAUGUUGGCUUAAAUGAAUAACAUUUGCUAGUCUUUACUCUGAUCUUGUAUUUCCGCUUAAUUUUUCACAUACAGUUCCCAACACCAGUGACCAAUUAUUUCAUCAGGAAAGGAAAUUUGGAAAGUGAAGAUACUUCUGGAGAAUGAUGGAAGGAUUAUUGUU
Messenger RNA from Vitis riparia (riverbank grape), 1344 nucleotides. RefSeq lists its product as uncharacterized. The record is from RefSeq and is a predicted model, not a curated record. The coding region runs from base 330 to 1133 and encodes 267 amino acids. Gene Ontology annotation, cellular component: membrane. Gene Ontology annotation, molecular function: zinc ion binding; ubiquitin-protein transferase activity. Gene Ontology annotation, biological process: protein ubiquitination. The transcript is spliced from 8 exons. Lineage: Eukaryota; Viridiplantae; Streptophyta; Magnoliopsida; Vitales; Vitaceae.